Molecule: messenger RNA, 1302 nt
Organism: Phytophthora sojae
Lineage: Eukaryota; Oomycota; Peronosporomycetes; Peronosporales; Peronosporaceae
Exons: 2
Coding region: 1-1302 (433 amino acids)
Source: RefSeq, a predicted model, not a curated record
AUGGAAAACUCUGGACAGUACCGUGAAGACGAGGAAGACGAUGGAGAUGAAGACGACGAGGAGGACUACUUGACCUGGGAAGCGAAGAGAGAUGCAGCUGUAGCUGCUGCCGGCAACGGCCAUCUGGUCAUUGUUGAAUGCAUAAUACCGGAAAAUGUAGCUCAUGAAUACGAUUCGGAUGACGAAGACACAGACCACCUACACUCAUCUACAAGGCCACUGGAUCACGCAAAGGACGAACAGUAUUGGCAUCGGUACGACCCCAGUGGGAAUCAAUUCUGCGCUUUGGCGCGUGCAAGUGCUGGAGGACACAGCGAUGUUGUCAAUUUCUUGCUCAGCGACAGGGAAAAUUGCUGGAACAUCGCUCGAGCAUUCGAGAAAGCAGCAGUAGCUGGUAAUGACGUCGUGGCCAGUACACUUUAUCAUGCCUAUUCACGCCGGGAGAAAGAAGACUUGUUCGUCCGAAUGGUAACGGCUGGAAGUGCCAACGCGGUGAAGUAUCUUCACAAGAACCAUUUCGUCGAUUCAUCGUCGUUUGAAGCUGGGUUUUACGCUGCAAUCGCCCAUGAAUGGACCGAUAUAAUCGAGUUUUUACUGUCUACGGAGGAGGUUUCUACGGACCUUUUUGACAAGGCCUUUGCGUUGGUCUCACGCAUCGGCAAACUAAAGUCUGCAGCAUUGCUGCAUGGGAAGAAACGUGCGUCGCCGCAAGCGACCAUCGACGCCUUCGAAACUGGAGGCAGUCUCGCCGUGGUCAAGUUCUUGUAUUCAAAUGAACACGUCCCGGUUAGUUCUAUCAUCGCAGCGUUCACAAACGCAUCACGGUACGGGACUACGCCAGAAACGAUCAAAUCGUUCUCAAGCGAGCUCAGCGAAGAGAGCACCAAGAUUGUGUGCUUCUUGUACACACUGAACGGCAUUCCAUCGGGCGUAAUUAGCGAGGCCUUUAAUCGGGUAGCUACCAAGAUCCCCCUCGACGUUGCUGGGUCCAUGUGCACAGAACACAGUAUCAGUUCUGCAGCGAUAGGGGCGGCUUUUGUGAGUGCUGUUGCAGAUAGACAAGGAUUGGGGUUCCUAAAGUUUCUUGCUGGCCAGGGUUCGAUCGAGCAGAAGUUUCUGGGCGAAGCUUUUCCUUUGGCAGCUCGAUUUGGCCGAAAGCGGACUCUGCUGGUUAUGUACGGAGCCUUCGAUUGGUCUCAAAGCAUAUUGACUGAAGCACUACGAGAAACACGAAACAGGAGAAUCAAGAAGGUAUUGCGAAUGGAGCUCAAGCGCCAGUCGAACUCUUCAAACGCGGCCUAG